AUGCCCUCAAUACACUCACUCACUGUAAGGCGUUCAGCAUGCCUCAAGCAACUUUCUCAAAUAUCUGCUGGUCUAAAUAUGAGCAAACUACCACCACCACCACUACCACAGCCGCCACAACCACCACAACCACCACAACCUUUGGAAUCUUCAUAUGACAGAAAGAGGACUAGGGCUAGGGGGAGAGUGAGGGGUCCUGAAGAUUGGCCUACAACUCCUGGGGAUGACACCAGCUUUAUCCCUGCCAAGAUCAGGUGGGACACCACCAAUUUUGAUGGCAUUAUAAUCCUUGUAUCCUGGCUUGCUGCAUAUCCAGCCGACUGUCGCAUACUCUGCUCCAAUAACAAAAAAAAUCGCAGCACAGUGAUCGGCACUGAUCAUCCUUUGGGCAAGAGUAAAGCCAAUAUCUACCUUGUAAUUGCCAGACAUGUAUUUGAAAAUGACCCAAUAUAUGGGACCCAGUAUGCUGGAGAAGUGAACCAGCUGAAGUUCGGACAAGCCAUUGCCAAUUGUCUUGCAUAUCUCAGGGGGAAGUAUAAGGCUGCAACCGAUCGUUUUGGGAUGACUGGUGCUGGCAUCAACCCUCUUAACCCUCUUUCUAAAAUCUCUCGCCCUACUGGCAAGCAGGUUGCCUCUCAUCCUGCAAAUUCCAGCACCACCACAAAUGAUUCCAUGGUGCGCUCACAAGCAAAGGGGAAAGAGAGGGCUGCAAAUUUUGAAUCCAAUAAUGCCCCUCAUCCUACUGCCUCUCAAACUUUUUCCAAUACCAACCCUAACCUCGACGAUAUGUAUGCCGACAAUUCACUUGACAAAGGUGUGCCCCCUGCUACCUUUAUUGGAGGCCACAACCCUCCAUAUGACCCUACAUAUGACAACUUUGACCCUGCACUUGAGGAGCAUGAUCUCAGAAAUUGGGAUGACGGUGCUGAGGAGUUGGAGUUGGAGGUGAAUAACGAGGAACAGGAUAACACUCAGCGUCCAAGCAAUAAAUGCCCACACCAAAGUAUGAUCAUCAUGAAGCAGCCUUUACUGGCAAGUCUCAUGUUGCUCGUGCCAUGGAUCAUGGCUCCCUUCAUGCAAAAAGUCAACAUCUAUGGCAUCCUCAUCAUAUCACAAGACUUGCAGACCUUGCUCAGAACUGGUCAGAAAAAGACUGCGCACAAGUGCAGCCUUUCAGGGCAUGUUCAAUUGGGAACAUCAGAUGUGCUUGACCACGCGGGGUCUCUCACCAACAACAUAAGCUAUAUCUACUCUGUGAAGGAAUCUGCCUCCAAGUAUAAAAUUGCCAAGGUCAAUUCACUCUGCCAAGGUCAAUUCACUCUGCCAUGA
Molecule: messenger RNA, 1329 nt
Organism: Suillus discolor
Lineage: Eukaryota; Fungi; Basidiomycota; Agaricomycetes; Boletales; Suillaceae
Exons: 6
Coding region: 1-1329 (442 amino acids)
Source: RefSeq, a predicted model, not a curated record